AUGGCACAAGAAACCCGUAGCAAACUCACCACCUGGUUCCCCCAGGCUCAACAUCCCAUCAUCAUCAGCGCCCCGAUGCUGGGAACUUCCAACGGCACCCUCGCAGCAGAAGUCUCUAAAGCAGGGGGCAUCGGAAUCAUCCCCGGCGGCUUCAACUUCCUCCCGGAUUCCCACCAACUCCCCGCCCUCGCCAAAGAACUAACCACCGCCCGCACCCUCCUCAACCUCCCACCCCCCUCCCCGGAGUCACCCACCUCCACCCUCCCCCUCAGCGUCGGCGUCGGCUUCAUCCUCUGCCACGCCUCCUUCGCCCCCCACUUCCUAACCACCGCCCUCCCCCUCCUCCGCACCCACCGGCCCACCGCCAUCUGGCUGUUCGCCCCGCUCCCCGCCGACAUCGCCUCAGGCGCCGUGCGCCGUGUCGUGGCGGCGCUGCGCGCCGAGGGGUUUGUGGUGUUCUUCCAGGUCGGCACGGUGGCGGCGGCGCGCCAGGCGGUUGAGGAUGGGGCGGAUGUGCUGGUGGUGCAGGGGGCGGAUGCGGGGGGGCAUCAGUUUGUUGGGGGGGCCGGGGUGGUGAGUUUGGUGCCGGAGGUGGGGGAUUUGGUGGCGGGGGAGUUUGGGGGGAGGGGGGUUGGGAUUGUGGCUGCGGGGGGGGUGGUGGAUGGGAGGGGGGUUGCGGCGGCGUUGGCGCUGGGGGCUGAGGCGGUGGUGAUGGGUACGAGGUUCGUCGCUGCCGAAGAGGCAUGGACGCCCGAGUUCCGCAAGAAGCUCAUCCUUGAGACGACUGACGGCGGGCCGUCGACGGUUAAGACACCGGUCCUCGACGACAUCCAGAGCACAGCGAUCUGGCCCGACGUCUACGAUGGCAGAGGCCUGAUCGGAAAAUCCUGGCAGGACCAUGUGGCCGGCAUGCCGCUGGAGGAGAACAUACGGCUGUUUAAGGAGGCGGACGGCGCCGGAGAUACAUCUCGGAAGAUCACCUGGGUGGGCACCGGAGUUGGUUUGGUCAGAGAGAUUCGGCCCGCGGGAGAGAUCGUGAAGGAGGCGAGGGAAAACGCCUUGAGGAGGAUCCAAAGACUACAGGCUGCGAUCUAA
Messenger RNA from Chaetomium fimeti, 1095 nucleotides. Its product is annotated as 2-nitropropane dioxygenase. The record is from RefSeq and is a predicted model, not a curated record. The transcript is spliced from 7 exons. Gene Ontology annotation, molecular function: nitronate monooxygenase activity. Bases 1 to 1095 code for a protein of 364 amino acids. Lineage: Eukaryota; Fungi; Ascomycota; Sordariomycetes; Sordariales; Chaetomiaceae.